AGUUUGUAAAUGUUUUAUCCAUGUUUCUGCAAUUUAAUGGAUGUUCAUGUAUUGCUCCUCCUGCCCUCCCUCUUGACCUCUGCUGAAAACAACAACAAUUCAAUAGGAAAAGGACAUAAGCAAUACAGGCGGAAGAUGAUUUGUUAUGACUUGCAGUGACAUUUGAAGUAUAUUUUGACAAUACUACGACAUGUAAUUGACAGUUAAAUGAAAUGAGAAAACAUUGUUUUACACUGGCAAACACAUCUAGCCUCCCUUUAGUCAUUAAGUACAUGUUAUUAAGUUCAUAAUGUUGUCAGUACAGAAGAAAUAGCAAUAACAACCUUACAAAGACAAUAUAUACCUUAAAAUCUUAUCCAUGAUUAUCUAAGUUCAUGGAGCUACAUUUAAUAAUAAUGCGUCAACAGUAUUCAUGGUUGUCUUAGAUGCAAAGGAGGGUGAAGUUGUUUACAUCAUCAGCCAAUGAUUUACUGGGGGUAGCUCAAACAAUCAACCACUGAUUUACCUGGAGAUGUUCACGCUAUCAACAACUGAUUUACCUGUGGUUGUUCAUUUUAUCAAUCACGGAUUUGCGUGGAACUGUUCAUAUUAUCAACUACUGAACUACCUGGUGUCGUUCAUGUUACCUUGCACGGAUUUACCUGGAGACGUUCAUGCUACCUUGCACGGAUUUACCUGGAGUCGUUCAUGUUACCUUGCACGGAUUUACUUGGAGUCGUUCAUGUUACCUUGCACGGAUUUACUUGGAGUCGUUCAUGCUAUCAACUACUGAACUACCUGGAGUCGUUCAUGUUACCUUGCACGAAUUUACCUGGAGUCGUUCAUGCUAUCAACUACUGAACUACCUGGAGUCGUUCAUGUUACCUUGCACGGAUUUACCUGGAGUCGUCCAUGUUACCUUGCACGGAUUUACCUGGAGACGUUCAUGCUACCUUGCACGGAUUUACCUGGAGUCGUUCAUGUUACCUUGCACGGAUUUACCUGGAGACGUUCAUGUUAUCAACUACUGAACUACCUGGAUUCGUUCAUGCUAUUAACAACCGAUGUGCCUAGAGUGAUUCAUGUUAUCAACCACGGAUUUGCCUGGAGUUGUUUAUGUUAUAAAACAUUGAUGUAUCUGAAGCUGGUUAAGCUAUCAACCACUGAUGUACCUGGAGUUGUUCAAGCUGUCAAACAGUGAUUGUUCAUGCUAUCAGCCACUGAAUUACCUGUAGUUGGUAAAUGACAUUAAUUACAGUUGUCUUAAUGCCCCUUGUUUGGAAACCUGCAAGGACAUAAGCAGAGAGAUGGAUUAGGAGAUAAACCUACUGUGUUUUGAAAUUUGAUGUAGUCCCACUGUAGAGUAGAUACCUCUUUAUUCUAAUUUUAAACCAAGCGCUUUAGUUUCAACUAUACACUUGGAAAUCAGUCACCAUAGUUAAUAUUUAGCGCACGUCGAUUCGUGUACAGAUGUUUGCGACCCUGAUUUCAGUCACCGUUAUCUGACCGAGUGGUUUCAAAGUCCUCAAUCUAUUAUUUGUAUAGUAUCAUAUCACCUGAUUUGACAGCCUUUACUGCACGUGAAAUAUGAAGAGGCCUCUUACAUGUAACGUCGUCCGGCUAAAUCAUUCCUCAGGAAUGAGUAGAAAAAAACAGAGAGGCGCUGCAGCACCGUAUGUACCAGAGUCAUGCAGGUAGUCCUACAUUUUCUGAUGAUAGUCGUAUUCGAAUCACACGGUCAAGACAGUUGUGAAUGGGGGAAGUAUGGUGAACACUGCAAGAAUGAUUGCCCUCUGAACUGUUUCACCAACCCAGGCAGAAACCUCAGACACUGCCACAAGGUGACAGGGAAGUGUUCUGAGGGGUGUGUGCCGGGGUGGUUCCAUGACCUGUGUGAUAAAGCUUGCAGCAAGAACUGUAAGGGGGGCGUCUGUAAUUACCAAAAUGGCAUCUGCACGAACGGUUGUAGUGGAGAUUACAAAGGGCAGUUUUGCAACGUUGCUCCAGGCACGUCGGCGACACCACCCAGGGAAUACAGCACACACACAUCGUCGGCAGCACCGAGUGAAUCCAACACAGACACAACACCAGACCUGGUUGCGAUACUUGUCCCUGUGUUCCUCAUCCUGGUUGUUGUCCUCGCUGUGGUGGUGUUCAUACUGUAAGUGUGUACCUAACCCUCGCU
This is a messenger RNA of Haliotis rufescens (red abalone), 2164 nucleotides long. Its product is annotated as multiple epidermal growth factor-like domains protein 10. Lineage: Eukaryota; Metazoa; Mollusca; Gastropoda; Lepetellida; Haliotidae. The record is from RefSeq and is a predicted model, not a curated record. The transcript has 5 exons. The coding region runs from base 1668 to 2144 and encodes 158 amino acids.